AUGACGUCGACAAUUGGCAUCCCCAUCAAGCUCCUCAACGAGGCCCAGGGCCACAUCGUCACCCUAGAAAUCACCUCCGGCCAGACCUACCGCGGCAAGCUAAUCGAAGCCGAGGACAACAUGAACGUACAACUCAAAGACAUCACCGUGACCGCGCGCGACGGGCGUGUCAGCCAUCUCGAACAGGUUUAUAUUCGCGGUAGCCAUGUGCGGUUCUUUAUUGUGCCGGAUAUGUUGAGAAACGCCCCCAUGUUCCGCAGCCGAAAUGUUCGCGGCAGAGGUGUCGGUCUCGCGCGUGGCAGGGCGACAGUCAGCAGGGCGAGGGCGGGUGGUCGUGGUGGGAGGUAA
Molecule: messenger RNA, 348 nt
Organism: Dichotomopilus funicola
Lineage: Eukaryota; Fungi; Ascomycota; Sordariomycetes; Sordariales; Chaetomiaceae
Exons: 4
Coding region: 1-348 (115 amino acids)
Biological process (GO): RNA processing; spliceosomal snRNP assembly
Cellular component (GO): U5 snRNP; pICln-Sm protein complex; commitment complex
Molecular function (GO): RNA binding
Source: RefSeq, a predicted model, not a curated record